AUGGACUUUCUCUCAGCAAGCAGCGUCUGCGGCCAGACGCUCUUGAGACUUGUGAGCCGAGGCAAUGCUAUCAUCGCCGAACUUCUGCGACUAUCCGACUUUAUACCGCCCGUCUUCCGUCUCGAAACGCGCAACGACCGCGAAAAGUACGAAGCGAUUCUACCGGAUUUCUCCUAUUUUCGUAACCAAGACUUCUUCGAUCAGAAGAUUGACAGCACUACUGAAUUGCAAGAGAGGGAUGAGGAAUUUAGAGAGAAUCACAUCGACAUGCUCACGCGUUUUUAUCGCGCCUUUGAGAGCAUCCACACGUAUAUUACAGAUCUAAACAGAUUUCUGGAGGAUUUAGAUGAGGGUGUCUACAUACAGCAGACGCUAGACACGGUCAUCUUCAAUGAAGACGGAAAGCAACUGAUGUGUGAGUCGUUGUUUUUGUAUGGCGUGAUGUUGCUUGUUAUCGACAUGAAGAUUGAGGGAAAUGUCAGGGAGAGGAUGCUGGUCGCAUAUCAUCGUUACAGUUCAGCUCAGUCGGCGGUGGAAAACAAUCUUGAUGAAGUCUGUAAACUUCUUCGAGGGACAGGAUUUGUGUCGGUCGUAGGAGCACGCAGACCAGUGGAAUAUCCCGAAUCCUUCUUUGCUCGUGUCCCAAUCAGUGAGACAUUUAUUGACAUGGUGAUUGGUCGUCUUCGAUCUGAUGAUAUCUACAAUCAGAUUUCUACUUAUCCUCUACCAGGGCACAGGAGCACGGCUCUCGCUACUCAAGCGUCAAUGCUCUACGUCAUUCUCUACUUUUCUCCUAAAAUUCUUGACAAACGUGAAGCCGUGAUGAGAGAAAUAGUUGACAAGCACUUUCCUGACAACUGGGUUGUGAGUAUUUACAUGGGAAUCACCGUCAACCUAGUUGAUGCAUGGGAACCCUACAGAGCUGCCAAAAUGGCUCUAAACAACACACUUGCUGAAGGAAACGUUGUCGACCAGGCUUGCAAGCACAUCAGCAAAGUGGACAGACUAAACAGGCAGCUGGUUAAGUAUCUGAAGGAAGGAACGUUGGUUGAAGAUUACCUGCUUGAUCACAUUCCUCAACUGAUGAAUUGCCUGAGGGAGUGCAAUGUCUGUUUGCGAUGGCUUGUCCUUCACACAGCAGAAGUAUCGAUGGAGAACCGACGGUGCAAGCUCAUCAGAGACGUUGUGCUGGCAGAGAAAUACAACCCCCAGCAGCUGUUUCGUUUGCUCUUGAACACGGGACAGUUUGAAUUUGUUCUCAAAGAGAUGUUCAAGAAGAUGUUGGCUCAGAAGCAACCAAAAUGGGAAGAAUAUAAAGUUGAGGGUUCUGAGAGAAUGGCCGAGUUGGCUGAGGUAUUCUCAGGUGUGAAGCCUCUCACAAGAGUCGAGAAAAAUGAACACUUACAGGCAUGGUUUAACGAGAUGGCAUCACAAAUCAAGUCACUAAACUAUGACGAGUCAACAUCAGCAGGAAGGAAGAUCGUUCAGCUUACACAAGCAUUAGAAGAGGUUCAAGAGUUUCAUCAGCUGGAGGCAAAUCUUCAAGUUCGUCAGUUUCUUGCAGACACCCGCCGCUUUCUUCAUCAGAUGAUACGAACUAUCAACAUCAAGGAGGAAGUUCUAGUCAGCAUGCAACUGAUAGCCGACCUUUCUUAUGCCUGGCUGCUCAUUGACAGCUACACAAUUUUUAUGCAGCAAGGCAUCAAGCAGGAUCCAAAUCUUGUGAUCAAGUUGAGAGCAACAUUUCUUAAGAUGGCAUCCGGUCUUGACCUUCCGUGUGUGAGAAUCAGCCAAGCAAACAGUCCAGACCUCGUCAGCGUGUCACAGUAUUACUCGGGCGAGCUGGUUGCAUACGUCAGGAAGGUCUUACAGAUUAUUCCCGAGUCGAUGUUUGAGCUCUUAGACAAAGUGAUUUCUCUACAGACGUUUAAGAUGAAGGAGUUACCAACUCGCUUAGAAAAAGAGAAACUUAGAGAAUAUGCUCAACUCGAUGAUCGUUACGAGGUUGCUCGUUUGACUCACGCGAUAUCCGUCUUUACUGAGGGAAUUCUGAUGAUGAAGACCACAUUGGUGGGAAUCAUCAAGGUUGAUCCUAAGCAGCUGCUAGAAGACGGGAUUAGGAAAGAGCUUGUGAGGAAAGUGGCUCUUGCGUUGCACAGUGGACUCGUGUUUAAGACUAAGACCCCACAAGAACUAAUGCAAAGACUUCAAGGCUUGGCAGCAACCAUGGAUGGUUUUCGAAGAUCAUUCGAAUACAUUCAAGACUAUGUCAACAUCUAUGGUCUCAAGAUUUGGCAAGAAGAGGUGUCUCGUGUCAUUCACUACAACGUCGAACAAGAAUGCAAUCUCUUUCUAAGGCAAAAGAUUUAUGAUUGGCAGUCAAUUUAUCAGUCGACUGCCAUUCCAAUUCCUCGCUUUCCUCCUGUUGACGAGUCUGUAAAUUUUGUUGGCCGUCUGGCACGUGAGAUGAUGAGGAUGACCGACUCUCGAUCGACGUCGUACAUCGAGCAGAUGACAACAUGGUACGACAACAGGACACAUCAGGAGUUGGUCAGCUUUAGACAGUUUGGACAGCUGGAGCGUGGACUGGGCACAUUUGGGUUGCGUGGUCUUGAUCGAUUCUUUUGCUUUAUGAUUGUUCGUGAGCUACAGAUGUUUGUUCGGACACUGCAUCGGUGGUGCAAGAAUGAUAGAGGCCUAAUACAAGAGAUUAGCAAGUUAAAGAGCUCUCUGGCACCACAAGAAAGCAUUCCUCCAAAUGGAGUGAAGUGUUACCAGCAGGCAAUACAAAAGAUGGCUAAGCUGUGGACUCCAUAUUAUGUAGACACAGUCAUGAAGGUUGGGCAGCUGCAGUUGAUUCGACGUCAGAUUGGGGCACAGUUGAGGAACUCGAGUUUGUUUGAUUCGAAAUUGCUUGCUAAUGCAUUGCAGGCAUUCAACCACUCUUUGAUUACAGACGUGAAGGCGCACUACAAAGAUCCAACACUUCCUUAUCCAAGUGAAGAAAGUGCUUUACUUCAGGAAGUGACGUCAUAUCUUGAGACUGCAGGAAUCAGCGAUCCGCUGACAAAGAUCUAUGUGACAACAGUGAGGCUGGAAGAGUUUCCCUUGGUGAAUUUCUUGUUUGUGUUGUCGCAGUUGCCCAAGCUGAUGUACGUUAAACAAGUCGGCUCAAUGGUUUGCAGGAAGGCAACCGAUCCACUGGAUGGCCCACCAUUCGUCGUCGGCACUCUCACAUUACUGCGUCAAUACCACACAGACUGUGCUGAUCAAUUCCUUGCUCUGGUUGGCCAAUAUGUACGCACGAUGGUGUGUGCAGUCAAAUCCGCCUCGACGGCCAAAGACAAAGUUGUUGAACUUCCUCCUGAAGUCAUCAACACGUUGGUCUAUUUAGAAGAUUUUAUCACUUUUGCUAAGAUUCCUCGAAAGGUGAUCGAAUGCCACAUUCCUGGCUACAUCUUCGAUGAGUUUAGACGACAAGCUUGAGCAUAGACACACGCUACUGUGUGUGGUAUGUAGACUUGUUAGCAGUAUUAGUGUAUGUGUGUGUGUAUGUAUGCGUGGGUUGGUUGAGUUUUCUAUUUUCAUAAAAACGUACAUUGAAACCCUUGA
Molecule: messenger RNA, 3612 nt
Organism: Corticium candelabrum
Lineage: Eukaryota; Metazoa; Porifera; Homoscleromorpha; Homosclerophorida; Plakinidae
Product: WASH complex subunit 5-like
Exons: 32
Coding region: 1-3486 (1161 amino acids)
Biological process (GO): regulation of actin nucleation; actin filament polymerization; endosome fission
Cellular component (GO): WASH complex; endosome
Source: RefSeq, a predicted model, not a curated record